Daldinia caldariorum is the source of this 1337-nucleotide messenger RNA. RefSeq lists its product as uncharacterized. The record is from RefSeq and is a predicted model, not a curated record. The coding region runs from base 181 to 1077 and encodes 298 amino acids. The transcript has 2 exons. Lineage: Eukaryota; Fungi; Ascomycota; Sordariomycetes; Xylariales; Hypoxylaceae.
CGAAACUAAAGGCUCCAUCAACUAAACCACGCUGCGGAUAACUGCGAUGUGUAAUUAGUACAUAAAAAAUACGAUGUCGUGCUCUUCCAUAGAUCCAGUUUUCACCUCCCAUGCUGUUAAUAAUCGCAAUUGUCCUAAUGUCUUUCAUCGUCUUACUCUAUUUUUUACAGGACAUCAAAAAUGGGUUAUGAGGGUUAUAUUUCUCGUAUGACACCUAGCGAUCUCGACAACGACGAUACUUUUCCGGAGAGGCACACUCUUAAUCCUACCGCCGAAUUCAAGUCGCAGUCAGACGCUCGGGAAGAGCAUAAACGGGAAAACACCCCUACAAGACAGAUCCGGCGACGGCCCAGACGGCGAUCGGAGAGCGCAGAUGGCUACGAGAUGAGGGAUAGAUACUGGGAAGCAAUGGAUAUUAUCGAGCAAGAUCUUACGGAAGCGACAAAAGCACCUGCUGUUUGGGAUUACGUCUAUGAUCCGGUAUGCCUACCUCCGUCAGGUGUUUCUAAGACUCCUGCUAUCCGCCGACUCGGAAGCCUCCCAAUUCGAAGAGCGUGGAGGCGUCUUAACAGUCGAGAACAUCCCGACCUAGGAUCGACGGGGAUAGUUGAAGCUGUCAUGCUAUAUGAGAGGGGCAUAAUCCUAUCUCGUCAGCUCCAAUGUACACACUGUCGGAAAAGUCAAGGCGUAUCUCCUGGAUGUGUUGUUCUAGAUACCGAAGAAGAGUUCCGGGGAUCACCAGAUAGCCUCAGCAGACUUAGGCUAAUGUGCAGCAAUUGUCUAUACGACGGUCGACAGUGCGAUGUGCAGAUACAAUCUGCACGGAACCAGCCUUCUAGAACACCAACGCCUAGCCAGAUUAAGGGAUGCUCUAUCUCGAAUCCAAUACACCUAGAUGUACUCGACCUAAUCGAAAAGAUGCUGAAGUCUGAAGGAGCCGAAAAAGAAGAUGCGGCCACUCGAGCAAAGGAGAUUGAGAUGGCAGCUUUAGAGAUCGCGCAAGCAGCACACGAAUGGGGUCUUGGUAUUAAGGACAAACGCCGAAGGAAUAUAUACCCGACGCAUUCUACGAAUUAAAUCUUCAUUGGCAUCUGCGCGCAUCAUUAGGAAGAUUCAAAAUGGUCCAGAAUGCGGUGCUAAGCGAGCGAAACCUCGAAAUUUCCGUAGGAAAGGAAACGUGCGGUUAGUCAUGCUUAAUCUCAUAGAAUUCCUUUGGUAAUGCUUAUUUCGAUCACAGCAUUAAUUGUAAAAUAUUCCAGUCUUCAGUACCGAAGCGGCGGGGAGAAAAGGCCCUAUGCUGGCCAAGUGAAACUCAUGAUCUGAGCUCUUGAAGUUCC